AUGGCAUUUGCUUCGCAGCUCUUUGCCACUCUGACUGCUCUGUUAGCAGUGACCCGUUCAGCCACAGCGGCUGACCUGAAGCCCUGGCAGGUUACGCGUCUGUCCACUCAUUCACCUUCUGGCCGCCCCGGCAACCCACCGUUCUGUUAUUUGCGUCUAAACAUCACCGAUCCAAACGAGUUCAACCUUGGCAAAACGCACUAUGGUGACGCAAUCAUCGACCCGUCAAGCACGCAAUGCAAUUUACAGUGGGACUGUUUACAGGACACCAUAUGGGGACAAGUCACUCCCUGCAGCCCGACACAAGCUGGCCUCUGGACAUUUGAGGUCCUCGUGCCCGCCGGCAACUCCUCGCGGCCAAGCGCUACAGCGGACUUUGAUCUACGCUUUACGCUUAUUAACAAGAUGAUCAUGAACGACGACGUCACGAUCACUCAGAAGUACGUGGGACAGCAGCAUUUUGCCGUAGGCAAGAACAUGAAUGGGGCGUGUGGAGGUAGCAGUGUCUGCAACUGGGGUUUGAUCGAGAACACCACAGUCGAUGUCACUCAGAAGCUUGUCGAGUAG
Messenger RNA from Thyridium curvatum, 567 nucleotides. RefSeq lists its product as uncharacterized. The transcript has 2 exons. Bases 1 to 567 code for a protein of 188 amino acids. The record is from RefSeq and is a predicted model, not a curated record. NCBI's taxonomy places the organism in Eukaryota, Fungi, Ascomycota, Sordariomycetes, Thyridiales, Thyridiaceae.